GUGACUUUGAAGUUAGACUUUGGCAUAUUUUAUACUUAAACUGAAGAGCCCUUAAAGCAUUCACAGUUGCUAACUUAUUUUAACAUUUUUAUGACAAUUGGGAUUUAUAAACUUGAGUGUGAAGCGUGUUUGGCAUUUCACAUUCCCUAUUCCCUCAGUCAAGACCAAUUAUAUAUCAAGAGUGCUUUACUUAUUCUUACACUUAUGUGAUCAUCCAGCAAAUAAUUUUUGUAAUAUAUUAUUCUGUCCACUGAAUUGGCCCCCCUCCCUCAAUGAUUUGAGUUGCUGUGUUUGUUCAAUUAUCCUUUGAUAAAGAGCCAAAGGCAGGCUCACUUUUCUCUAAACGAGGCAAAUGAUAGCUUGUUUCAUUGCACGUAUCGUUGCAACCGACUUGAUCCAACUUCACCCGUCGCGUUGAUUGCUGCACUCUGCAAGUAAGGCGCUGUCGCAACAGAUGAAAUGUGGCCUUUGAGGUUGAUGUCACACAUGAUGCAUUUCAUCCACUUUCACUUUGAUGGCUUCUCAUCAUUUGCCUGUUGUCUGGCAGCAGCUCAAAGCAGCGGAGUUGACAGAAGGUAAUCCCCGCCAUGUGAGGCCUCGGCCCCGCUGUGCGUGCAGGAGGCGGGGUGUGCGUCAUUGAGACCUGUGGCUGCUAUAAAAAGAGGGGAAGUUGCAAGUCACCCAACUUGAAGCAGCGCACAAUAUUAGGGGGGUUGGCGGGAGGGGGGUGGGCGCACGCACGCACGCACGCACGCACGAUGCACACCAUGAAGGCCAUCAAGAACGUGCUGGUGUGCCUGGUGCUUCUGCCUCGCUUCCUGAUGACCGCGCUCAUGUUCUGGCUCCUCGACUUUCUUUGCAUCCGGAGGAGGUUUUUCCUCCGGAUGAAGGAGCGGGAGGAGAGCGACGCGAUGGACCCUCCUCUGUGCAUCGCUGACUCCAACCGCUUCUUCACGCUGGACUCCCUCAAGGCGGUGUGGCACGGACACAAACUGGACCUCCUCAAGGCGGCGCACCUCGGGCGCGGCGCGCCCAACACGGAGGUGGUGCGGCUGGAGGACGAGCAGUGCGGGCGCAUCCUGGACUUCGCCCGCGAAAGGAGACCGCUUAUCCUCAACUUCGGGAGCUGCACUUGACCCCCCUUCAUGGCGCGUCUCAAGGCGUUCCAGGGACUGGUGCUGGACCACGCCGACAUCGCCGACUCGGUGCUGGUGUACAUUGAGGAGGCGCACCCCUCGGACGGCUGGGUGAGCACCGACGCGCCCUAUCAGAUCCCCAAGCACCGCUGCCUGGAGGACCGGCUUCGCGCGGCGCAACUCAUGCGCUCCGAGGCGCCCGGCUGCCCGGUGGUGGUCGACGGCAUGGAGAACCCCUGCAACACCGCCUACGGCGCCUACUUCGAUAGACUUUACAUCCUGCAGGAGGGCAAGAUCGUUUACCAGGGGGGCAGGGGACCCGAGGGCUACCGGAUUUCGGAGCUCAGAGACUGGCUGCAGCGAUACCGGGAGAGGUUGGUGCGCGGCAGCAGUCUGGUCAUUCAUGUGUAGGAGCAUGUAGAGCUGCUAGCAAAACGCUGCACAUUUUGGGUAAUACAACUCCUCUUCAAUCCUACUAUAGUAUUUUGUUUGUGUCUGGUAAGGUUGGUCUGCGUUCAACUUGCGACAUGGACAAGUGCGCGUCGCUGCAUGCGCUCCUCAGUAUUUUUUGUGAAGUUCGGUUCUGAAACGGCGUCCGUCCGGAGAACCGGUACUGAUGUAUGAGAUCCCGAGGGGCUUCGAUUGCUGCACUCUUGUCCAUCUCGCCCCCCCGUACGUAAAGACUGUGUGUACGUGCGUGUGUGUACGUGCUUUUAUGCGUAUACUUUUUCAUACAAUAAAAUGUCCUCAUCUACCUCCACAAACUGUUGCUCAUUCUUUCUUGUAAUAAUUGUCUUCCUUUUCUUGCUGACAAGUUGCUCGUUCGAAUCUUACCGUGCCACUUUCCACUUAUGAAUGAAUGUUUUCGAUUUUUCUGGGUAGUUUCGUACCAGAAAACCAUUGGACGAUUCCUCAAUUUCCUGCAUUUUAAGACAAAACAGGCCUCUGUAUGCUUUCCUGUGGAAAUGUUCUUUGUGAGGUUCACUUAUUGAAGUUGUUUGUUGGGGUACAGACAAUGUGGAAGAGUUCUUCUCCAUAAGUGUCGUGGUUGGGGGUGUUGAAGCAGGCAUGUGUAUUUUUAAAGGAGUUCUUUGGCAAAUAUGUCAGCAAUCUGUGACAGACUGAUCAAAAUAGUACUAAAAUGUUUCAACAAAAGCACAUUUAUGAAUUAAAGUAUUUUAAUUAUUAUUUUUCAUCAUUUUAAUUCUAAAUAAAUAACCAAAGUAUUCCAAGAUAAAUAUUUGUAUUUUCAUUAAAGAUGUGUUUUAAGAUACAAAUACAUGAUUUGAAGAUAUAUUUUUUCAAAUAAUCACAUUCAAAAUAAAAUGUUUUUUUAAAUAAAGACAAAGUGACUGCUGUAACUGUUGCUGUUUUAAUCAAUACAUAUUGUAUUUUACAUAAGUCUUCUGAAAUAAACACUUGUAUUUUCAAAAUAAA
This is a messenger RNA of Syngnathus acus (greater pipefish), 2573 nucleotides long. RefSeq names its product iodothyronine deiodinase 3a (gene dio3a). The record is from RefSeq and is a predicted model, not a curated record. Gene Ontology annotation, molecular function: thyroxine 5'-deiodinase activity. The transcript has a single exon. NCBI's taxonomy places the organism in Eukaryota, Metazoa, Chordata, Actinopteri, Syngnathiformes, Syngnathidae.